Messenger RNA from Corythoichthys intestinalis (scribbled pipefish), 2534 nucleotides. Its product is annotated as cilia- and flagella-associated protein 99-like. The record is from RefSeq and is a predicted model, not a curated record. NCBI's taxonomy places the organism in Eukaryota, Metazoa, Chordata, Actinopteri, Syngnathiformes, Syngnathidae. The transcript has 16 exons. Bases 262 to 2235 code for a protein of 657 amino acids.
AAUGUUGACACCCUGCAAAUCCAAAAACCCUCGUAUUAAGAUAAAAUGAUCAUACUGCAAAAAUAAAAAUAAAAAUUGGUCAUUUUCGAGGGAAUAAUGGCCUUCCGCAUUCUUUGAGAUUCAUGUUUACGCGUUUGUCGCCACGCGACCUGUCACCAAGGCAACGUGUGGAAACCAAGACUAAAAGACGGUUAAAUUCAAUGUAGUCUUGUGAAAAAUAACAGCACGAGUGUAUAUAGGCCUAAUUUGCCUGGGUGUAAAAUGGAAGAAAGCUAUGGAUCACUCCUCAAGAAAGCCAGUGCUCUGAUUGAUCAGUUUGCUGCAAGCAAACAGACUCUGGACGACUUUAUUGAAGAUGCUUCCAAAAAUCUGAAGGAUAUGGAACUUCAGCAUAGGGAGUUUGUGAUCGUUGUUGUCUCAGGAUGUAUUGAGCAAAAGAAAGCGCUGGACGUGAUCAUCAAUCCUUACUUAUGCCAUGAAGGAAAAACACAAAAACAUUUUCGUAGCCAAUUUGCCACGAUGUGUUAUCUCACUAUAUUCCACUUCGAUGACCUCGGACCUGCAGCUUACAAGACCGUCGUCAGAUCUCUGAACUCUGAGAAUAUGCUCACUUUCCUGAUGUUCUUCUUUAGUAAUCUCACCACUUGGAUUCAAAAUGAGUUGAAUUCUAUCUAUGAUGCCCAAUAUCUUAAGGACCAUUGGAUUGACCCAUUGUUAAGGAGGCGCUCGGAGAUCAUGACGCUCCUAAGGAAACUUAGCGUCAGAGAGCCCAAAACUCCUUCCAAAACGACGAAGCCUGUGGAAUUUUCCUUUUGUAAUCGUAAAGUCCCAUCUCGACCUCAGCCUGCACCCAGCCCUCUGCCAGAAAAAUACGUACCAGUACCAAACAGCAUGUACACGUUGCCAAAAGAAGUUCAAACAUUACACGUGCUCAAGCAAAGGAACCAACAAAAAGGAGAUGAACUGCUGGACGAGGCUAAUAUGUCGCCCUUCAAAUGUGCAAAACCACAAAAGUCUGAACAGACAAAGAGGGCGAUGGCCAAGAUCAAGGAAGAGUUGGACUCCAAACUCAAGUUCAAUUCCAUUUUUAAAAGUCCUCCUGUUCCGAUGACUAAGAACACGUGGCCCGUGAAACUCAACAUUGCAACAAUAAUGCGGCAGAGGGCGCUCUAUAACCACCAGGUGGAAGAAGAGCUGGCGAGGAUGGAGAAUCUGGUGGAAGGUGCAUAUGAGCCCUCUGCUUUUCUUCAGUGGCAAAAAGCCAUGCGUGACAAAGACCAUCAAGAGAAAACUGCAAUAAGGGAUCAGAGGCGUGCAACGACACUCAUGAACCGUUUUGACGUUGCUAUAGACCGCACAAAAGCAACAGAAUGUAAAAAGAAGGCUGCUCGACUCAAAAAAGAAGAGUCAUCACAGAUGAAACUGAAAAUUACACAGAGAAGAAUUCAGGAGGAAAAGAAAAUUAGAGACAAAGUGCGAGUGUUGUCAGGCAACUUUAAAACCAAACCCCAAAAGGCUAGAGAGGAGGUGAAGAAAUUCAAGCAAAGUGUCGUAAAGCAAAUCUCGAAGCAAAAUCAAAAGCUCUAUCUUCAAGGCCGAGAGGAAGAGCAGGCAGAAGUCCACAAGAAGAUGAAAGCCAUCCGUGAACAGAACACAAUCAAAUCUGUUCCUCUCAUUAGACUCAAAUUUGUGGAUGACACAGAGUUAGCAGGCCAUGAUCUCCUGGAAGAAAUGUCCUGCGCCGAGGUAAAGGAGCGUCUGAUUCUCAUGAAGGAAGCAGACAUAAUUGAGCAGCAGAAAAAACGAAACUGCAUCCUGGAGGAGAAACAUAAGAAGAAGCAGCUGCUGUGGGAAGAGAUGGACAACAUCAAUCUCAGAAGUAGAGUCAUGGGAAUGGCUGCUACAUUCAGGAAAGAAGAGAAAAGGAAAGCCAUUCUUAAAGUGCAACAAACUCGGGAGGAGACAGCCUUGGUUCUGCAAAAGAAGUUUGAAGAGAAAAAGCAAGAAUAUCAAAAAGUGAUGAAUUUUCUCCGCAAUAAGGAGGCGGUGGAAAACAAAGCAGGAGGGGAAAGUCAAGGGCAACAAACACUCUUAAAAACACAAUUUCAAAAAGCUGGAUUGAAGAAGAUAAACUGGGAAGACCUGGAAAACAAUUUACAGGAAUACAUUGAGAGAGGAGACUCUCAAGUUGUAUCUCAGAAGAAACAACUCAAAAAAGAAAUGUGUCCAAAAUAGUCUUUACACAUGUCCGAAACUUGGGUUCUAUUAGGGUUACAUGGCAAUGACCAGUAUAUACAUGACAAUGUGGGUGAGGAGAGCUCGUCAUUCCAUCUUUUAUUGCUUCUCAUCCACUUGAAGAACAAUUUGAAAAUAUUGAACAUGGAGCCGAGAUCUUGUCGGAAGAUCGCCACGACUUGGAAUAAUCCUCCAGGAAAGCAAUGUGGCAGAAAAGUGCCAGUCAGUCAUUAGAAGUUAGGGCUUAAUGCCCCUUUACACUCCAAAUACUGUAUGUUAAUAAAAACUUGACCAACACA